Aspergillus alliaceus is the source of this 1223-nucleotide messenger RNA. Its product is annotated as phytanoyl-CoA dioxygenase family protein. Lineage: Eukaryota; Fungi; Ascomycota; Eurotiomycetes; Eurotiales; Aspergillaceae. The transcript is spliced from 4 exons. The record is from RefSeq and is a predicted model, not a curated record. The coding region runs from base 153 to 980 and encodes 275 amino acids.
GUCAAAAGGCCCUAUGUACUAAAAGAGUUACGCAGGGAUUGGCACGCUGCAGGACUUAUUUAAAUCAAUGAUCCCAGUCGCUUUAAGGGAAAAGAGCAUGUGCCUCUUAUUUGCCCGACAAAGUUUUCCCUCCAACGUUUGAAAUCUACACCAUGGAGAACAGCUACUUUCCAUUGACCGAGGAUCAGAUUCGAUCUUACAAUGAGAAGGGCUACUUGGUGAUCUCCGAGUUCUUCAGUGCCCCCGAAACAAAGCUUCUUCAGCAGUGGACUCAGGAAGUUCAUGACCUGCCCCGUACCCCAGAUGCAUCAUACAUGCCCUAUGAGGAAGUAAAUGCUCAGGGGAAAAGAGUUCUCUGCCGUACAGAGAACUACGCCAAUAGCCAUGCUGGCUUCAACAGCUUUCUUCGAGGCCAGCGCAUGUUGAGUGUCCUUGAACAACUGGCUACCGAGGAGAUGCUACUCUUCAAAGAAAAGAUUAACUAUAAACUCGCAGGAAGUGGUGGCUUUUCUCCCCAUAUCGACGCCAAUGCGUAUACCCAUGUCAAGAACAUUAAACAUUUGACGGUCCUUGCUGCAGUAGACGACAUGACCUCUGAAAACGGGGGCCUAGAUGUCGUAGAUGGCAGCCAUCGUACGGAGAUCAAACUGGGGGACGAUCGUUGCAUUGAACCCGCCUGGGUUGAAAGCCAAAAAUGGACUUCUUGCGACCUUCGACCAGGUGACAUUAUGGUGUUCGGAUCCUAUCUCGCCCACCGAAGUGGCCCUAAUUUGAGUUCGAAAGACCGGCGUGCGAUCUAUGCCACUUAUAACUGCAAGGCCGAGGGUGAUCUCCACGAUCAGUAUUACGAAGACCGAAGGAGGCUCUGGCCUGCCACCCACAUGAGGAAGGAAGGAGAAACUUACGAAGAAGGGCGGCUUCGAUAUGGAUAUGGAUCCCCCAUGCUGACCAUUGAAGGCCAAGCCCAACCUGUGGCGUAGGCCUCUCGCUCUAGCAGGUGAGAAUGCACUUGGUCCGGGGUAGGAGUGGUGUGUUCUAUCUUGGACAUCGAUUCUAUGAAGAAAUAACGUAGGGAGGAUAGUAUGUGUUAACGUAGUACUUGGAAAGAUGGCAGUAGAGUAGCAGGCUUUCCACAACUGCUUCACAUACAACAAUCAUCACGUAUAAUGCUAGACAGUAGAAAGGACAAAAAUAAGCAGAAUUAGAAAAUGCUCAGAUGAAAA